ACGACCACUGCACCAAAUCACCAUUAUCUUUUAUCUGAGGCGAGCCUUCGCAUUGGUAAUCGGUUCUGGCAGCCAUGGAUGCAUCUUCUCUGCACAUAGCAAUGUUUCCAUGGUUCGCAAUGGGGCACCUAACUCCAUUUCUGCACCUCUCAAACAAAUUAGCAAAGAGGGGACACAGAAUCUCCUUCUUCAUCCCCAGAAGAACACAAGCCAAGUUAGAGCAAUUCAACCUCUAUCCACAUCUCAUAACCUUUUACCCUAUCAACGUUCCUCACGUUGAUGGCCUUCCCCAUGGCGCAGAAACCACUUCCGAUGUCUCUUUCCCCUUAGUUCCACUCAUUAUGACAGCCAUGGACCGCACAGAGAACGACAUAGAACUUCUCCUCCUUCAUCUAAAGCCACAAAUCGUUUUCUUUGACUUCACAUAUUGGCUUCCAAACAUGACUCGUCGCUUGGGUAUCAAAUCUUUUCAAUAUGGCAUCGUUAGCCCAGCCACCUUAUCUUACACUACAUCCCCAGCAAGGAUGCAACACAGUGGUGACUUAACUCAACUCGAUCUCAUGCAUCCGCCACAUGGCUACCCUACUUCAUCCAUCAAGCUUCAUGCUCAUGAAGCAAAGUUCCUUGCUUCCAUGAGAAACUGGGAGUUUGGUAGUGGUGUUCUCUUUUAUAAUCGCUUGUAUAAUGGUUUAAGACUAUCAGAUGCAAUUGGAUUCAAAGGUUGCAGGGAAAUUGAAGGACCUUAUGUUGAUUACCUUGAGGAGCAGUUUGGGAAGCCUGUUUUACUUUCAGGACCUGUCUUACCUGAGCCACCCAACACUGUUUUAGAUGAAAAAUGGGGUUCAUGGCUUGCAAAGUUCAAGGAAGGUUCAGUUAUUUACUGUGCACUUGGGAGUGAAUGGAAGUUAUCACAUGAUCUGUUCCAAGAAUUGUUGUUGGGUCUUGAACUUACAAACCUGCCUUUUUUGGCUGUUUUGAAAACUCCAAUAGGGUUUGAAACAAUUGAAGCUGCUCUCCCUGAAGGGUUCAAAGAGAGAGUUGAAGGGAGAGGAAUUGUCCACAGUGGAUGGAUACAACAGCAACUGAUUUUGGAACACCCAUCAGUGGGUUGCUUCAUAACACAUUGUGGUGCUGGUUCAUUGACAGAGGCACUAGUGAAUAAGUGUCAGAUAGUGUUGCUGCCACAGCUGGGUGGUGAUCACAUAGUUAAUGCAAGGAUGAUGGGUGGCGUCUUAAAGGUUGGGGUUGAAGUGGAGAAGGGUGAAGAAGAUGGGUUUUUCACAAAGGAUAGUGUGUGCAAAGGUGUGAGAGUUGUGAUGGAUGAGGAGAAUGAGGUUGGCAGAGAAGUUAGGGAAAAUCAUGCCAAACUGAGGAACUUCUUGGUAAGCCCCAAUUUGGAGUCUGCAUGUGUUGAUAGCUUUUGUCAGAAGCUUCGAGAUUUGCUCAGGUGAUUAAUUUCCAAGUUUUCAGAAACUGUGGAGAAUGCUUGACGGUGCGAAAUUUAUAAGCAUGACACGUAUAUGAAUUCAGAUUGCAUUUUAUAUUAUUGCUUCUUCUAGUGCAUGGUUCUCGUAUAUAUUCUCUUUCUUCAAUUUGUUUUUGCUUUAUUUCGGUUAUAUUUUGCUGGGUUUUAAUUUGUUUGUUCAGUUUGGCUGUAAGCUAUAAGCAUUGAUGAAUGAAUAUGGGUCUUGCUUAUAUGAUUGA
Molecule: messenger RNA, 1704 nt
Organism: Cajanus cajan (pigeon pea)
Lineage: Eukaryota; Viridiplantae; Streptophyta; Magnoliopsida; Fabales; Fabaceae
Product: cyanidin 3-O-galactoside 2''-O-xylosyltransferase FGGT1
Molecular function (GO): UDP-glucosyltransferase activity
Source: RefSeq, a predicted model, not a curated record